Messenger RNA from Pyrenophora tritici-repentis Pt-1C-BFP, 2096 nucleotides. Its product is annotated as NupC, Nucleoside permease. Gene Ontology annotation, molecular function: symporter activity; nucleoside transmembrane transporter activity. Gene Ontology annotation, biological process: nucleoside transmembrane transport. Lineage: Eukaryota; Fungi; Ascomycota; Dothideomycetes; Pleosporales; Pleosporaceae. The record is from RefSeq and is a predicted model, not a curated record. Gene Ontology annotation, cellular component: plasma membrane.
AUGGCCGACCUCCGUGACCGACACAACGCUUCGCCUAUGCCUGGUGUGGCGCGCAAUGACGAUCCUGCCCUCGACAUCGCUCACGAGCACCAACACUCGCACGUGCACCACAGCGCGCAUGCCGUUCACCCCGACAACAUCGUCUACACCACUGGAACUACCGCAGAGAGGCCCAGCAAGCUUCUCGACAACCAAGUCCACCAUCCUCAUCGCCAUAUUGAUGAGAAGCGUGACAUUGAAAAGGCUGGUGGCUACGACUCCGAAGUUGAAAAGGCAACCCGCAGCUCUUCCGAUCCCGGGGUGGGGGAGACGGAGAAAAAAUCAAAAUGGUCCACUGGCUCUCUUUACAGGCGGUUUAGACUGCCAGUUCACAUCUUUCUCGGAAUGCUCUUUACCGGAUGGUGGAUUGCCAGUGUAGUCGUACAUCGCAAAGACAAGAACUGGGUCAUUCCGUUCUUGCUCUGGCUCGCCAUCAUGAUCCGUCUGAUCACCUGCCACGUCCCAAUAACCCUUGUUACCAGGCCAAUGCAUUGGGUCUGGGCCAACACUGGAACAAGAUUCGCAAACCUCAUCCCAGAGAAGUUGCGAAUCCCCGCAGGUGCCGCCCUUACCAUUUCCGUCAUGAUUAUUGGAUCAUUCGCCAGUGCCGAGAGUGAAGACAACACACGUGUCAACCGUGCCGUUUCGCUAUUCGGUCUAGCAGUCUUCAUCUUUGGUUUCUGGGCAACUUCCCGCAACCGGAGCAAGAUUAUCUGGCACACUGUCAUUGUCGGUAUGCUGCUCCAGUUCAUCGUUGCUCUGUUCGUUCUUCGAACUGGCGUUGGAUACGACAUCUUCAACUUCGUCUCCGAGCUUGCCCGUCUCCUUCUGGGUUUCGCCGAAGAUGGUGUCACUUUCCUCACAGAUAAGGAUGUGGCCGCAAAGACGUGGUUCUUCAUCAGCGUUAUUCCGGCCAUUAUCUUCUUCGUGUCCUUCGUCCAGCUCCUGUACUACUGGGGUAUCCUCCAAUGGUUCAUUGGCAAAUUCGCCGUCUUCUUCUUCUGGUCGAUGCGCGUAUCCGGUGCUGAAGCUGUCGUCGCUUCUGCUUCUCCCUUUAUCGGUCAGGGAGAGUCUGCCAUGUUGAUCAGGCCAUUCGUUGCUCAUCUCACCAUGGCUGAAAUGCAUCAAGUCAUGUGCUCUGGAUUUGCUACCAUUGCUGGUAGUGUCUUGGUCGCUUAUAUCGGUAUGGGACUCAACCCCCAGGCCUUGAUCUCAUCUUGUGUCAUGAGUAUCCCUGCUUCUCUGGCUUUCAGUAAGCUGCGUUACCCGGAAGAGGAGGAGACACUCACUGCCGGUCGUGUUGUCGUUCCCGACGAUGAUGAGCACAGGGCCUCCAACGCGCUCCACGCCUUUGCCAACGGUGCUUGGCUCGGUCUCAAGAUCGCCGGUAUGAUCAUUUCUACGCUUUUGUGCAUCAUUGCACUUCUCAACUUGGUCGACGCUCUCCUCACCUGGUGGGGCCACUACAUCAACCUCGACGGCGAGUAUGACUUGACGCUGGAAUUGAUCCUCGGCUAUCUCUUCUACCCGGUCGCCUUCCUCCUCGGUGUAUCCCGCGAAGGCAAAGACCUUCUUCUUGUCGGCCGUCUCAUCGGAAUCAAGGUCAUCACCAACGAAUUCGUUGCCUUUACCGCACUCGUCGACAAGGAUGAAAAGUCACCCUACCACACCCUAUCCCCUCGCUCUCGCGUCAUCGCCACCUACGCCCUCUGCGGUUUCGGAAACAUUGGUUCGCUAGGUACCCAGAUUGGUGUGCUCAGCCAAAUCAGCCCUGCCCGCAGUGGUGAUGUUUCCAAACUCGCUCUUUCGGCCUUGGUCACUGGAGUCUUCUCCACAUUGUCGAGUGCGUCAGUUGCAGGUCUCGUUGUUGUAGACCAGGCAAAGUUCAGUUCAGGCUCAUAAGAUCUGGCUGGCUAAGAAAAUUUAGAGAAAGAAAAAACGUAUACGCAUCGUUGUUUGUUCGGGAUUGGCUGUUUGGCUACCCUUAGAUAUUUCUAUUAUUUUUAUAUUCGGUGAUACCCACCCCACAUUGAGAAAUGAAUAUCCUUACUUCAAAA